Molecule: messenger RNA, 378 nt
Organism: Rhizophagus irregularis DAOM 181602=DAOM 197198
Lineage: Eukaryota; Fungi; Glomeromycota; Glomeromycetes; Glomerales; Glomeraceae
Source: RefSeq, a predicted model, not a curated record
AUGGAAAAUUUUGAAAAUAUCGAAUACCAAUUAAUGAAUGUAGAACAUGAUGAUCAAAACACUGAAUACCAAUUAAAGGAAGUGAUUGCAGAAUCUUCAACAAAGAACUCUAAAAAGAAAAUAACUUCCAGAAAUUUAGAUGUAGAAAGUAACUGUGACAUCUCCCUAACUUUACCUGAAAUACAAUCAGUAAUGACUGGAUAUACUCCAGAACUUAAAGAUAAUGUUCAAAAGAUUACUUUAUAUAAUAUUCUUUCCAUCUGGGCUCAAUUCAAAAUUCUUCAACAUCUUGAGAAAUGGGAUCACAUAAUUGCUUUCAAGACUAAACAUCAGAAGAAAUAUUUAAUGGUCACCAUUUCAAUUGACUUUAAUAAGUAG